Molecule: messenger RNA, 1233 nt
Organism: Rangifer tarandus platyrhynchus (Svalbard reindeer)
Lineage: Eukaryota; Metazoa; Chordata; Mammalia; Artiodactyla; Cervidae
Source: the annotation of a GenBank genome assembly
AUGGCGGCCGAGAUCCACUCCAGGCCGCAGAGCAGCCGCCCGGUGCUGCUGAGCAAGAUCGAGGGGCACCAGGACACCGUCACGGCCGCGCUGCUCAUCCCCAAGGAGGACGGAGUGAUCACGGCCAGCGAGGACAGGACUAUCCGAGUAUGGCUGAAAAGAGACAGCGGUCAGUACUGGCCCAGCAUUUACCACACAAUGGCCUCUCCCUGCUCUGCUAUGGCUUACCAUCAUGAUAGCAGACGGAUAUUUGUGGGCCAGGAUAAUGGAGCCGUGAUGGAAUUUCACGUUUCUGAAGAUUUUAAUAAGAUGAACUUUAUCAAGACCUACCCAGCUCAUCAGAACCGGGUGACGGCGAUCAUCUUCAGCCUGGCCACCGAGUGGGUGAUCAGCACUGGCCACGACAAGUGCGUCAGCUGGAUGUGCACCCGCAGCGGGAACAUGCUCGGGAGGCACUUCUUCUCUUCCUGGGCCUCGUGUCUGCAAUAUGACUUUGAUACUCAAUAUGCGUUUGUCGGCGAUUACUCUGGACAGAUCACCCUGCUGAAACUUGAACAGAGCACCUGUUCAGUUAUUACCACCCUUAAAGGACAUGAAGGGAGCAUCGCCUGCCUCUGGUGGGACCCUGUUCAACGGUUACUCUUCUCAGGAGCGUCCGACAACAGCAUCAUCAUGUGGGACAUCGGGGGCAGGAAGGGCCGCACGCUCCUGCUCCAGGGCCACCAUGACAAGGUGCAGGCCCUGUGCUACCUUCAGCUCACGCGGCAGCUGGUCUCCUGUUCCUCGGAUGGUGGAAUUGCAGUGUGGAACAUGGACGUUAGCAGAGAAGAGGCUCCUCAGUGGUUGGAAAGUGAUUCUUGUCAGAAAUGUGAGCAGCCCUUUUUCUGGAAUAUUAAGCAGAUGUGGGACACGAAGACACUGGGGUUGAGACAGCAUCACUGCCGGAAGUGCGGGCAGGCUGUCUGUGGCAAGUGCAGCAGCAAGCGCUCCAGCUACCCCGUCAUGGGCUUCGAGUUCCAGGUCCGAGUCUGCGAUUCCUGCUACGACUCCAUCAAGGACGAGGAUCGGACAUCUCUAGCAACCUUCCACGAAGGAAAACAUAACAUCUCCCACAUGUCCAUGGACGUUGCUAGGGGCCUGAUGGUAACCUGUGGGACCGACCGCGUGGUGAAGAUUUGGGACAUGACGCCUGUGGUGGGCUGCAGUCUGGCCACCGGCUUCUCUCCACACUGA